AAAGAAAACAUUAACUUUUUAGUCCCCCAGCUUAUAUUUCCAAUACUCCUGUUUAUAAAGUUAUAAUGAAUUUUAUUGGAAAAGAUUUGAAGGAAUUGAUGCCCUUAGCUUACAGGAAUGAACAAUUUUUAGAACAAUUACUAAGUGAACAUUUUGAAAAUAUUCAUUCUAAAGAAGCCAUCCAUGAAAUUGUCUUGGAAUUAAUUGAAAUUAUUAUUCGAAAAGAUGAACGAAAAUAUAUAAGUGAAAAGCUUUUAGAUGCAUCUUUUAAAUACAUUUCUGAUGCUCGAACAUCCACGGUAACAUACAACCGCUUCGUUGAAAUUCUAAGUUCUUUACAAAUUCGAUUUAACGAUGAACGAAUAAAAAAGAAACUAGUCACCACAAUUUUGCAUGACAAUACCACACAAGCUCUAGCAGCCAUUGAUAUCUGGUGCACCAUAUUUAUGUUAUCGGAUAGUUCAAUCAAACAAUCAUAUUUAAAAUUUUGGAUUAACAUAAAUGAACGUUUUGCUCAAUUUUCUACAAACAUGCCAGCGCUUCAUACGGAACUUCUUUUAAAGAAUUUCUAUAAAUUGCUGUCGCCUCAAGAAAAAACUGAUGUCUGGACCAAAUUUACUGCAUGUACCUUAAGAAAUGAUAGAUUGUUUCUAACAAUUGGUUUGGAUGCAAUUCCUAUCUGUCCAGCAAAACAAUCAAUCAUUCAACACUUUCAAAAUGAACUUUUUGGUCUUCUGAAGGAAACUGGGAAGGAAAAAACUAUUCAAGGCUAUUAUACGAUUGUAAUUAUUUCAUGCUCCUUUCUCUGGAUUAAUGUUACAUCUAAUUUAUUAUUUGUUUUCAGGUAA
Messenger RNA from Episyrphus balteatus (marmalade hoverfly), 848 nucleotides. RefSeq lists its product as uncharacterized. The record is from RefSeq and is a predicted model, not a curated record. NCBI's taxonomy places the organism in Eukaryota, Metazoa, Arthropoda, Insecta, Diptera, Syrphidae. The coding region runs from base 66 to 848 and encodes 260 amino acids. The transcript has 4 exons.